AGGCACCACUGCUGGGGUAUUCACUUCGCAGUCAGGAAGCAGCAUGGCUCCCCCUUGCCCAGGCCGGCUUCCCCUCCUGUCCCCAGCCAGGGCCCCCAUCUGUCUGCUCUUGCUCCUCCUGCUUCUGGUCCCCUCCCGCCCCUUCAGUGUGGUGAGAAGAGAGAGAGAUUCCUCUGAGGAGGAGGGAGAUCCCCCUGAAACAGAGGAUGGACCCCAAGAGGAGAAGCCACCUGGAGACGAGCAGCUUUCCAGGGAGAGAGAAACACCUGGCCAGGGAGAUCCAUCCAGGGAAGAGGAUCCACUCAGGGAGGAGGUCCCACCCAGAGAAGAGGAUCCACCCAGAGAGGAGGAUCCACCCAUUGUCCAGGAUUCUCCUGUCCCUGAAGAUUCUGGUUCCCACAGAAAUGUCCCAGAAAAGAAAGAUGAUGACCAUCAACACUGGCGAUAUGGAGGCGGCCCCCUCUGGCCCCAGGUCUCCCGAGCUUGCGGGGGGCACCUUCAGUCGCCAGUGGACAUCCGGCUGGACACCACCUAUUUCAGGCCGGACCUGGUGGCCCCCCAGCUCCACGGCUUCUUCCUCCCCCCUGACCAGCCUCUGAAACUGCAGAACAACGGCCACACAGUGCAGCUAACGCUGCCCCCUGGCCUGUGGAUGACGAUGGGCCUGGGGACAGAGUAUCGGGCCUUGCAGUUACAUCUGCACUGGGGGGCCCCCAGGGUGCCCGGCUCAGAGCAUACUGUCAACGGUCACCGCUUCCCUGCUGAGAUCCAUGUAGUUCACCUCAACACCCGAUUUGACUCAGUCCAUGAAGCCUUGGGGCAACCCGGGGGCCUGGCCGUGCUGGCUGCCUUCCUCCAGGAGGGCCCAGAGGAGAAUGAUGCCUAUGAACAGCUACUGUCACAUCUUGGGGAAAUUGGUGAGGAAGACUCAGAGACUUGGGUCCCGGGACUAGAUGUGUCUGCCCUCCUGCCUCACAACCUCCAACGAUAUUUCCGCUAUAAAGGAUCUCUGACGACCCCGCCCUGCUCCCAAGGGGUCAUUUGGACGGUGUUCAACCAGACGGUGCUGCUGAGUGCGGGGCAGCUCCGGACCCUGUCCACAUCCCUCUGGGGCCCCGAGGGCUCCCGGCUCCAGCGGAACUUCAGGGCCACCCAGCCUCUGAAUGGGCGAAUGAUCGAGGCUUCCUUCUCUCCUUCUCCCACCGCCAACAACCCGCCCUCAUCCCCGGAGCCAGUGCAUUCGAGCUCCUGCCUGAGUGUUGGUGACAUCCUAGCCCUGGUCUUUGGACUUCUCUUUGCUGUCACAAGCGUGGCCUUCCUUGUCUAUAUGAGGCGUCAGAAAAGGCAGAGGAAUGUUGCUGAAGAGAAGAAUAUCAUCUACCAGCCCACAGAGGUGACAGAAACGGUCACCUAGCUGGGGCUACCUAUUGAGAGACUGAUCACAGAAUCCAAAAGAACAGGAGGUGGAAAAGUGCUUUUUACCCCUGACCGCUUUACCAGGA
Molecule: messenger RNA, 1502 nt
Organism: Gracilinanus agilis (Agile Gracile Mouse Opossum)
Lineage: Eukaryota; Metazoa; Chordata; Mammalia; Didelphimorphia; Didelphidae
Gene: CA9
Product: carbonic anhydrase 9
Exons: 11
Coding region: 44-1414 (456 amino acids)
Cellular component (GO): plasma membrane
Molecular function (GO): zinc ion binding; carbonate dehydratase activity
Source: RefSeq, a predicted model, not a curated record